This is a messenger RNA of Plectropomus leopardus (leopard coralgrouper), 1506 nucleotides long. It is a transcript of the gene sephs3, whose product is annotated as selenophosphate synthetase 3. NCBI's taxonomy places the organism in Eukaryota, Metazoa, Chordata, Actinopteri, Perciformes, Serranidae. Gene Ontology annotation, biological process: L-selenocysteine biosynthetic process. The record is from RefSeq and is a predicted model, not a curated record. Gene Ontology annotation, molecular function: ATP binding; selenide, water dikinase activity. Gene Ontology annotation, cellular component: cytoplasm.
UCUCGUUUCAAGCAACGCUCGCCGGACACACGCUCCAUUCAUCCCUCCGUCUUUAUUUACCGGUGAACGCGACUGGCGUCGUGUGUGUGAAGUGUUCCCCAGGCAGGCAUGUCAGGCUCAACCUCCCCGCCUCCCUCGGUGGAGGCUGUGGGAGCGGAGGGGUGUUUCCCCCCCGGGUACAAACCUUUCAAACCCGAAGAGCACGGCCUUGAGCGCGGGUUCCGUCUCACAGCCUUCUCGGACCUGAAAGGAUGAGGCUGCAAGGUCCCGCAGGAGGCUCUGCUCAAACUCCUGGCGGGACUGGAGGCGGACCGGGCCGACGGGACAGGGAAGGCCGGAGACCAAGCUUCAGACUUCGGCCAACAACUGCCCGGCCCCCGGCUCGGUGUAGGGAUGGACUGCUGUGUGAUUCCCCUCAGACAUGGAGGACUCUCACUGGUCCAGACCACAGACUUCUUCUACCCUCUGGUGGAGGAUCCUUACAUGAUGGGCAGGAUAGCGUGUGCUAAUGUCCUCAGUGAUCUCUACGCCAUGGGCAUCACAGAGUGUGACAACAUGCUGAUGCUGCUGAGUGUCAGCCAGAAGAUGAAUGACAAGGACCGAGAGCGGGUGAUGCCGCUGAUCAUUCAAGGCUUUCGUGAUGCAGCAGAGGAGGGAGGGACUUCUGUGACAGGUGGCCAGACAGUGAUCAACCCCUGGAUCAUCGUAGGAGGAGUAGCAUCAGUUGUAUGCCAGCCAAAUGAGUUCAUCAUGCCGGAUGGUGCUGUCCCAGGGGACGUCCUGGUUCUGACUAAACCUCUGGGGACGCAGGUGGCUGUGAACGCUCACCAGUGGCUGGAUCAGCCUGAACGGUGGAACAAGAUCAAGUUGGUCGUCACCAGAGAGGAAGUAAAAGAGGCCUAUCAGGAAGCCAUGUUCUCCAUGGCAACGCUAAACCGCACAGCGGCCGGCCUGAUGCACAAGUUCCAGGCUCAUGCUGCGACAGACGUGACAGGUUUUGGGCUGUUGGGGCACGCCAACAACCUGGCAGCGCAACAACGCAACGAGGUGGCCUUCGUCAUCCACAACCUACCAAUCAUAGCCAAGAUGGCUGCCAUCAGUAAAGCCUGUGGAAACCUGUUCAACCUCGUGCAGGGCACUUCAGCAGAGACUUCCGGUGGGCUGCUGGUGUGUCUGCCUAGAGAGCAGGCGGCCAAGUUUUGCUCGGAAAUGAAGAGCCAGAGCUCCGCGGCCGGAGGUCAGGGGGCGGCGGGCGGAGCGUGGAUAAUCGGAAUCGUUGAGAAAGGCGACCGCCGCGCUCGCAUUAUCGACAAGCCCCGCAUCAUCGAGGUUCCACCACGAGGAAGCCAGGCAGCAAAUCAGGACAACAACUCCAGCAGCCCAGCCCCCAGCCCCAAUCUGUCAUAGACACUGCCACCCCUCUGACACUGGUCCAGUGUGUGUGUGUGUGUGUGUGUGUGUGUGUGUGUGUGUGUGUGUGUGUGUGUGUGUGUGUGUGUGUGUGUG